This is a messenger RNA of Amphibalanus amphitrite, 2062 nucleotides long. RefSeq names its product protein NipSnap homolog 3A-like. Gene Ontology annotation, cellular component: mitochondrion. The transcript has 5 exons. Lineage: Eukaryota; Metazoa; Arthropoda; Thecostraca; Balanomorpha; Balanidae. The record is from RefSeq and is a predicted model, not a curated record. The coding region runs from base 683 to 1333 and encodes 216 amino acids.
GCAGUAUUUACUUACCUACAGUAUUUUACCAUGGGUUUUAGUUAAAUAAUUCAGUUUGACAAUUCUUGAGAAAAGCAUUUUGAUUUAAAUAAUAUUCUUAUCCUAAACUUUUCAUGUAAGGCAGAUCCUCAGAGGAGGUAUCAGAUAUCAGAUGCUGUUGGGGGUGUAACGUACGCAGAAUGUAGCGCUACAUUCUCCCCAAAAAGGUGGAAGACAAAAGCAAGUGUCCAAAGGCAGCUUCUUCAUAGCCCCAGUCCAUAGGGCCUACCUACUCUGUCUUAGCAUUUGCCUCUGUUGAGCAAAAUGAAGGUAGAUUUCAAGUUCACAUUUCUAAAUAAAUUAAUGAAUUCAUCUGAAUCAAGAUCAAUAAUAUUUGAAGCAGUGUGCUGGUGGUAUGACACCUGUUUUAAUUAUCCACCCUAAAAGCUAGAAAUUUCUGAAAACUUAGAUCAGUGAGUGCCAGUGGUGUGUGUGAGUGUGUCUUCAAUAUUGUUGAAAUGUGUGUAAUUGAAUUGUCAAAGUUUUGUAUUGUUGGAUGUUGCAGCUGACACUCAUGCUUUUUCCAGGCUUGAAAACAAUUCAAAAUCUUGAUCAAUAGCUUUGGUUAUACUUUCAGCCCCAAUAGGAAGGAUAAACCUUUCAACUUACUGAUACUGUCACAAAUCUUCAGGUACCUUCAGCCAUGUCAUUUGCGGCCGCCUGUGCUCUGUACGAGCUGCGCACAUACAGUCUCCAUCUGGAUCGGAUGGCAGCGUUUCUGCGCGACACGGAGCGUCUGUUUCACCUGCGCACGCAGCAGUCGCCCGUGCUGGGGUACUGGACGUCGGAGCUGGGCGGCCUUCAUCAGGUGGUCCACCUGUGGCCCUACGAGAGCCUGUCCCACCGCGCGUCGGUGCGAGCCGCGUUGGCCUCGGACACGACGUGGCUGCAGGAGUACGUGGGCCCCGUGCUGAACCCGGCCGUCCUCGGCCAGGAGAACCUCCUGCUGCGACCGCUAGAGACCACCUCCGUCACUGCUCCCACCGGACCAGGUGUCACGGAGCUGCUGCAGCUCUCUCUGACCGGCCCCGAGUCGGACUGGUCGCCGCCUCUGCUGCAGGUGGCCGCCGAGGUCGGAGAGGCCGCACCCGACCACACACUGGUCGGCUGUUUCCGCUCGGUGAUCGGUCCGGCCAACAGCGCCGUGCUGCUGACGCACUACCCGAGCCAGGAGGCGCUGCUGAAGGCCGCCGAGGGCCGCCGACUCAAUACCGCCUAUGUGGACCUCCUGCGGCACGUGCGGACCGCUCACAGUAAGCUGUUGCUGCCACACAAGGUGUCAUUGAUUCAGUAGUGCCGCCUGGCAUUGUCAGUCACUCGCCAGGGGUCGCUUUACCUACCGUCGAGGAGCGGGGCUGGGGGACCGGAGCUGUUUACUAGGGACUGGAGCCGCGCACGCGAAUGACAGCGCUCGCCUGGGGGAUCCAUUGUUGUUUAUCGGUGGGUCACGGCCAUGUAGGUCACAAUGAUAAUGCGAUACGGAAUGUGAUAUUUUAAUCAUGACUAUUUUGUACGCCCACGCAUGUUUUGGGUCGCUGUAGCUGUUAGACGGGAGGAUGGAUACGUUUCCUGCAUGUGCAUUUCUUUUUGUAAGGGGGCUAGAGGGCUGUGUGGAGACGGGACUGUGAUGUUUGCUUACUGCCGGGGACGUGGAAACGCUAUUUUUAUAUGAGCGGGUUUAUAAUCUCGACACUGUUUUAUUAGAGCAGCUCAGAGCGUGGUAACGCAUUGUCCUAGUGUUCGCACCAAUGCGAAACGGUAAAUGCUGUUUGACAACAGUUUUUGAUACCAUUCCAUGACAUGAUGCGUGUGAUAUUUCUAACUAUUCCACCGUAAUGUGCAUUCCGUUUGCUGCAUCUAUUACAGAAUACGCGAUAUGUCUUGUUCAAAUGUGCAAUAUCGGCGCAACUUAUUGGCUGAAGACUUCGUGCGAGGUCUUUCACGGAGUGCCAACUAGUUGGUGGGCUGCUGCUUUGAGCGCAUGCUGUUCCUGGCAAAUAAACAUGGGCUCAAGUAAUAACUC